AUGGUCGUCGCCGGUACGCGCAUCCUCGUCGUUGGGCUAGGCAACACGCCUCUGCCCGGGACUCGUCACAGCGUCGGCCACCUCAUCAUCGACGCGCUCGCAUGCAAGCUCGGCGUCCGCCUCUCCUCCGAGCGCGGCGGGUUUACGGGCACCACCACCAUCGACAUCGGGUCCACGCCCGUCACCAUAACCCUGUUCAAGCCCAAAGCCCUCAUGAACAUCUCCGGCCCGCCCGUUUCCGCCGCCCUCCGCAAACACGCCCUUCCCCCCUCCUCCCUCAUCGUCAUCCACGACUCGCUCGCGCACAAGCCACUCACGCUCUCACCAAAGUUCGGCGGCUCUGCGGGCGGACACAACGGCGUGCGCAGCAUCGUUGCCGCGCUCGGCAACGACGCCGGCUUCCACCGCCUGCGCGUCGGGAUCGGGAGGGGCGGCGACGCGGCAGACUACGUGCUGGGGAGGCUGGAGGGAAGGGAGCGCGCGUUUUGGGAGGGCGAGGGAAUGGAGAGGGUAUGGCGGGAGAUCGAGCGGGUCGCGAGCGGGGCCGUGAGAGGGUGA
Messenger RNA from Gloeophyllum trabeum ATCC 11539, 558 nucleotides. RefSeq names its product peptidyl-tRNA hydrolase. The coding region runs from base 1 to 558 and encodes 185 amino acids. The record is from RefSeq and is a predicted model, not a curated record. NCBI's taxonomy places the organism in Eukaryota, Fungi, Basidiomycota, Agaricomycetes, Gloeophyllales, Gloeophyllaceae. The transcript is spliced from 3 exons. Gene Ontology annotation, molecular function: peptidyl-tRNA hydrolase activity.